Alternaria burnsii is the source of this 408-nucleotide messenger RNA. RefSeq lists its product as uncharacterized. The record is from RefSeq and is a predicted model, not a curated record. NCBI's taxonomy places the organism in Eukaryota, Fungi, Ascomycota, Dothideomycetes, Pleosporales, Pleosporaceae. Gene Ontology annotation, biological process: symbiont-mediated hemolysis of host erythrocyte. Bases 1 to 408 code for a protein of 135 amino acids. The transcript has 3 exons.
AUGGCGUAUGCACAAUGGGUUGUCAUUCAUAUCAUCAACAGUUUCCGAAAUGGAUCGAUCAGUGUCAAAAAUGCGGAAGCCAUGUGGGGUAAAUUCCACAAGAAUGGGAACAAGGACGCGGAAAUCGGCGCUGGCGAAGUGAACAAGAUCAGCGUUGGCGCGGGUUCGAGCGAGAAGGUAUCUUCGUGUGGACGCUCUGACUCUGCUUCCGGCACCGAAGGUAAAUUUGACAUUUAUGACGGCGACAACAGAGUCUGCACCGUUUACUGGUCUUGCCCUUGGGGUUCCAAGUCGAACAACUUUCAGAUCCAGAACCGCAACAAGGACUAUGGUAUUACUCUUGGUGAUUGGAACCAGGACUCUGGUGCCCUUGGAGAGGUAGACGUUGACAUCUCGAGGAAGGGUUAG